Molecule: messenger RNA, 3278 nt
Organism: Monodelphis domestica (gray short-tailed opossum)
Lineage: Eukaryota; Metazoa; Chordata; Mammalia; Didelphimorphia; Didelphidae
Gene: STOM
Product: stomatin
Cellular component (GO): plasma membrane
Source: RefSeq, a predicted model, not a curated record
GACUGCGUAGAUACCACUUUGCUGAUUAUUUGCAGUUGCAGCGGCGGGAACUAGUCACCACCCAGCGGGAUCAUGUCUGACAAGCGCCCCGUAGCCACCGACCCAAAAGCCCGACGGCUCCCGGACUCCUUUAAUGUGCCAUGUGGCAUCCCUGGAAGAAUAUAUCAGUACAUCAGGAUUCUAGGAUUUCUUCAUUGUGAGAACACCCAAAGACAACUCAUUUUACUGAAGUAUCUUAGUAGCUGCUGAGGUUGAAAGGCGGUCACAGCCGAUGUCCCCAAUAAGGGCCUUGGCGUUUGUGGAUGGAUUCUCGUGAUUGCAUCCUUCAUCUUCACAGUUAUUACUUUCCCCAUCUCAGUCUGGAUGUGCAUAAAGAUCAUCAAGGAAUAUGAGAGAGCCAUCAUCUUCAGACUGGGCCGAAUUUUACAGGGAGGCGCCAAAGGACCAGGGCUCUUCUUCAUCCUGCCCUGUACUGACAGCUUUAUCAAAGUGGACAUGAGGACUAUUUCAUUCGAUAUUCCUCCUCAAGAGAUUCUCACCAAGGACUCUGUGACUGUCAGUGUGGAUGGAGUGGUCUAUUACCGCGUCCAGAAUGCCACCCUGGCAGUGGCUAACAUCACCAAUGCCGACUCAGCCACCCGCCUCCUGGCACAGACCACCCUAAGGAAUGUUCUGGGCACCAAAAAUCUCUCUCAGAUCCUCUCUGAUCGGGAGGAGAUUGCCCAUAACAUGCAGGCCACUCUGGAUGAUGCCACCGAUGACUGGGGAAUAAAGGUGGAACGCGUGGAGAUCAAGGAUGUGAAGUUACCCGUGCAGCUGCAGAGAGCGAUGGCUGCAGAGGCCGAGGCUUCCCGGGAGGCCCGAGCCAAGGUCAUUGCUGCAGAAGGAGAGAUGAAUGCUUCUCGGGCCCUCAAAGAAGCAUCAAUGGUCAUCACGGAGUCCCCUGCUGCUCUCCAGCUCCGCUACCUGCAGACUCUGACAACCAUCGCUGCGGAGAAAAACUCAACCAUUGUCUUCCCACUGCCCAUCGACAUGCUUCAGGGCAUCAUGACGGCAAAGCACUAGGUCUAGGCAGAGCUGAGCUGUCCAGAAUUUAAGCAGAGCUGGGGAACAAAACUAGCUUUUAACCUACAGAGAGUGAGUGGGGUGAGGGAGCUUCACCCCUUCCAUCUUCCCCUUCCUUCCCCUUCCUGUCUUGACAUGCUGAGUGUGAUGUGCUUAGAUCUAGUGAAUGAGCCAAUGAAUCAUUCACUUUUGUGACUUUGGAAAGAGACCGGACAACUGAUUGAUUUAUGCUAUUUUAAACUUUCUAUGCUUUUUGAUAAUCCUAUUGUAGUUUAACUACUCCUUUGGAUGAGUCAGUCCAUUGCUCAUCUCAGCCCAGGGGAAAGGCCAGUUCUGAUUUUCUAGGUGCCCCCAUCAACAUUAAUAAGUUCAGUCUAGAAAGUGAUAUCGGCACAUAAUGAAGACACAGAGUAUUAGAACCUGAAACGGUAGCUCUGGAAGAGACCUUUAGCGAUCAGAAAAUGAGGAUGUUGGACCAAAUGAUCUUUAAGAUAACUCCUAGUUCCAAGUCUGCCAUCCAGUACAAGCCCUUCACUUGACACAUGAAGAAGCUGAGGCUUAGAAAGGAGAGAAGAUUCACCUAAGGCCACUCCGUGAGCAGAUACAAAACCACUUGGGUCCUAGAUCUCUUGGCACCCAAGCUAGGGUUCCUUCUGCUCUCUGGCAGUUGCCAUCUGCAGUGAAAGAAGACUCUAGUCCCAACUCUACGCUAGUUACCUUACAGGGGACCUCUAUUCAAAGGACGAUUUUUCAAUGAUCUGGUUCCCAGCCCUCCCCUCAUUCCUUAUGAAUCCAAACCAUGUUUUGAACUCGGUUCUCUUUGUGGAAAGAGACCUCUUAUCUCUGCCUUAUGGGGCAAGAUUAGAGUUUUGAGCCCCUGCCCUUGAUACUAGAGAUGGUAAUGUUCUGCUUCCCUAAAAGGCCAGUCUCUCUUUGCUGUGACUGCAGACAGGUAGCCACAGAGAUAUCAUCAGAGCCCCAUUUCUGCCAUUCACAAAGAUUAAGCUAAUCCUUCCAAACCUCUUAAGACCUUUUAUGAUUUGCCAUCAUUUCUAUCCUUUGCAAAAAGAAAAGUUUAUUUUUAAAAAUUGAUCUGAGAAUCUUUAGUGAAUGAGCAAUGUGUUGGCCUACUUACAAAGGAGCUAAAAACCCUUCCCAGAAGUGCUUUAUUAUCUCGGACUUGUCUUCUUCAAGCAUCAAGUUUAAAAUAGUUUUGUAUUUUCCGAUUUUUAAACGAGUCUUUCUAUAAGCCAACUUUUGUAGAUCUCUUUCUGUACCUUCAGAACUUACCGUGGUUAUCUUUUAAAAAAAGUUACAAUGUACUUUAUAGACAUCAUGAUUCAUGUUUAUAUAUACAUAUACACAUAUAUACCACUGUGAAGUGUCCUUAGUUUGUGAGUACUUAGAGAGCAAUAUCCCUUACCUAUUAUAAGCAUAUACUGAGGUUUCUGUGGGUGGGAGCACCCUGCCUAAAUGUUCAUUGCCCCCUCUUUCAGAUUUAAGGACUAAAGGAGAGUCCAGGGAAUAACCUCUAAAAAUUAGAAGUUGAUCAUAUGGAUCUGAAAUUUUCAAUUCCAUUUCAUCUGUUUGCUGGCUCCUUGCUUUUCCCCCAUAAUGCAUUUCACAUUGAGAAAAUUAAUACAAUACUAUCUAAUAUUUUUCCCACUGAUAGAAUAGGUAGUGGUCUGUAUGCUUCACACUUCCUCUGAGGCUUAGGACUGACCUGGAAAUGUCCUAGGAUGGAGGCUUCUUCCUACGCAAAGCCUUCUGCUGCUCUAGUUCUCAAGGUUAGACAUAGUCAUUUAUUCCCCUGACUGAUUUGUCAUCAUUUUUCCCCCUUUCAGUUAAAGUUGGGUUUUUUUGUUUUUUCUUUGUGGGUUUUGUUAAUCUAGAACACAAAAUGUAUAGAUAUAUUUUUUUAAUUUAAAGGGUUUUUAAAAUUUCUUCUGUCAUUCAAUUCUAAGACAACUUUCCUUACUCCUUCCCUCACCCCUUACUUUCAUCAAGGAAACUAUAUCAACUGCUGAUUCUGUCUCACACUUGUGGAGUUUGCCAUUUUCCCUGGUUGCCUUAAAUCUAGAUCCCAAGCUGCCUUCCCUUGUCUGUGUUAGAGAUAUCAUAGCUUUGGGUGGAAUAGCUUAUUAGGGAUUGGACUGGAGGCUGAAGACUGAGGAUUCUCCCAAGGGAGCCUUAAUAAAUAUUAUGUGCCUCUC